Messenger RNA from Paramacrobiotus metropolitanus, 963 nucleotides. RefSeq names its product prostaglandin E2 receptor EP4 subtype-like. Gene Ontology annotation, biological process: neuropeptide signaling pathway. The transcript has a single exon. The coding region runs from base 1 to 963 and encodes 320 amino acids. Gene Ontology annotation, molecular function: G protein-coupled peptide receptor activity. NCBI's taxonomy places the organism in Eukaryota, Metazoa, Tardigrada, Eutardigrada, Parachela, Macrobiotidae. The record is from RefSeq and is a predicted model, not a curated record. Gene Ontology annotation, cellular component: membrane.
AUGGAUGCCGCUAAUAACACAACAUUUCGCCAGUUUAAUGCCACGCAGUCUGGCGGCACCCGACCCGGAUGGAAUCCCAUACUUGGCUUCUUGACCGCCAUUGCUGCCAUCGCCGUCAUUCUAAACAUAGGUAUACUGCUGCUACAACUGUCACCGCGAAUGCGCUUAACCUCCUUCACCAUUUACCUGAUUUUCAUCUGCAUCAGUAAUCUUCCCGGUUUGGCCGUGAUGCGGGUCAUCGCCGUAAUCAACACUGUCCGGGGCGCCUGGCCCGGCGGCCAACCCGUAUGUAUCCUGUACAUGUACGUACAGUUUGUCAUCACGCAGAUCCCGGUAUUCCUGCACGUCCUCAUCUCGGUGAACCGUCUAUGGGCUUUCCAGUAUCCUCACUCGUACCGGCGACACCACAGCCAAAAGACGGCGGCGUUACUGUGUCUGGGGACGGUAGCUAUGUCCAUCUUGUGCACUUCCCUCUUCUUGCUGGAAUUCUUCUACUACAGUCCGCCCGGCCGACACAACAACUGCCAACCCGGCGCGGGAGGCAUUCUGGAGUGGCGACGCGCGGAUAUCGUUCUGCACCGGUUUAUUCCGCUGCUGCUGGUGAUCGGGAUUUAUAUUUACAUGACAGUGACGCGCUGGAAGAACAGGCGGGCGGUUAAUAAUGAUAGCAACGCUGGAACGAGCCAAGGAGUUAGUGGCAGCGAGACGAAGGCAAGUGCCACAGAGGGAGUGAGGUCUCGCCGACUGAGAAGGAAGUAUGCUCGGCAAAGAAAGGUCAAACCGUUUCUGGUCCUGACGAUGACGACGCUUAGCGUGCUGGUUUGCUGGCUUCCCGCCGAUAUCUACUGGGCAAUGCUCUACGCCGGCAUCCAAAUGCCUUUCUGGACUUUCAACGUCAGCAUUAUUCUGACGGCUCUGCAAACAAUUUUUGACCCGCUUAUGUGGCUUUUAAGCCUGAAGUAA